Coprinopsis cinerea okayama7#130 is the source of this 7776-nucleotide messenger RNA. RefSeq lists its product as hypothetical. Gene Ontology annotation, molecular function: Hsp70 protein binding. NCBI's taxonomy places the organism in Eukaryota, Fungi, Basidiomycota, Agaricomycetes, Agaricales, Psathyrellaceae. The transcript is spliced from 12 exons. Bases 1 to 7776 code for a protein of 2591 amino acids. The record is from RefSeq and is a predicted model, not a curated record.
AUGCGAAAGCCACGCGUCAGGUUCGUACCUUGCCUAUGUGACAGCCGGAUAACGAGCUUGACUGGAUUCUUCCAAAAUCUGCAGGACUUUGUGCUAGACUGCCGGUCACAUCCCUCCGAAAGACUUUGCAAGGCAGAGUUUGCUGAUCUUCAGGGACCAGCUCUAUUGGCUUUCAACAAUGCGACCUUCCAACCGGACGAUUGGGUCGCUGUAAAGAGUAUCAGCAGAUCUUCAAAGAAGGCUGACACCUCCAAGAUCGGCAAGUUUGGUAUCGGUAUCAGGUCUUGCUAUCAUUCACUGAGUUCCGAUGGGCUCGUACUCCAGCUUGACGGAGAUGUGACGGAGACUAUUGACCAUUUCAGGCCGUUUGGCCACUUCAUGGGAGAGGAUUGGCGCGGGGGUGCGUUUGACGGGACAGUCAUCCGCUUGCCGUUUCGUCGUUAUGUCGGGGAGAUCCAGGACCGGGUCGUCACACCACAGGAGAUCGAGGACCUGAUGCUGGAUUUCAUCAACGACGAGUUCAACAUUUCCAUGCUGUUUUUGCAACACCUUAGGUCUAUCGCGCUCUACAAAAUCGAUGAUUCCGGAACCAUUACCGAGCUGGGUUCGUGCAAUAUCACGCCCAAACCGAUUGCAGACAAGGUGUUCAAGAAGACCGUCGCCAUCACAAAGAGCGGAAUGGAUGUCGAAGAGGAAUGGCUUGUCAUCCUCUCCGAAUUCUCGGAGAAAGAGGCUUUUGAAGCUCUCUUAUCUCGAGUUAAAACGGAGCUCGAUCCGCGGAUACUUCAGAAGCACAAGCUUCGUCCGGAUGUUGGGAUUGCUUAUCCCUUGCACAAGACGACCAAUAGUAUUGGCUACCUAUUCACAUACCUCCGUCUCCCCCUGGCCACUGGAUUUCCUGCACAUGUUCACGCCUUCUUCGCUCUUACUCCUUCCAGACAGAACCUCCGAAAUCCAGGGGAUAAUGGCAUCGUCAAGGGUUCAAACGACCAUCUCCUCGUCGAAUGGAACAAGGUUCUAUUCGAAGUCUUCAUCCCCCGAGCAUGGACACGCUUCUUGCAAGCCCUCAUCGCGAACGAACCCAAGCACGAUGUCUUCAAAGCAUGGCCUGCCUCCCAAGAGCUGUCUCGAUGUGGAGAGAGUGUUUAUUGGAACAACUUUCCGCAGGCCGUUUUACAUUCUAUCAUAGAUGCCGACGCUGCAGUCUGGCCAGUUUUCGGAGGGGCCCACGUACACAAGCGACUACGGGACAUUAUCAUCGCAUCUUCGGAUGUUCCAUCCAAGGUUACACAAGCAUUCUCCAAUCUUGGCCUCUCCAUCACGCUUCCACCUCAAGAUGUUGUCAAACUGCUCAGAUCCCGAGAUCGCUCGCCUUCUCACACACCCUAUGCCAAAGCUGCCAGGAUUUUGUCACCGGAGUCCGCAGCCGCAGAACUCAGGAAAUCGUGUUUGGACAUCCUUCGCCAACCGGAGGUUACUGCCACCAUCGAUUUGAAUGUCAUCACUGACUACCUGCUAAGUACAAACAAUCUAGGAAAUAUCGUCGACAUUCCAAUCAUACCCACGGUCAAGAACGAACGCAUUGCCCUCCACGCCAGCAGGAACACUAAAGGCCAUCACACACUUCUCGAAAAAGAGGAUAUCGACCUUUUCGGCGGAUGUGACGCCCACGCAAUCGCGCUCAACGUGUUCUCCGACCGAGUGGCCGACCUUCUGCGGCGCGAAGGCCCCAAGAAACUGGAUGUGAAACGAUUAGAUGCAGACAUCGUUGUUACCUACCUCAAUCGCUUACCGAAAGAACGAGGCAUCGAAUUUUCAGCUGUCAAAAUUGACCGCCCUGCUGUCCACCUCUUGACGGCAUUUUGGAUGUGGCUAGGAGGGUCGAGGCUGAAGAAGGACUUAAUCCCCAAGCUCCAGCCCAUGUACCUUCUGCCUUGCGCCAAUGGGGUGAGGCAGGCAAGUGCUACGGUAUUCGAGGUCGGCAAUACCCCUGAACGACUUGUCGCCUUGUUGCAACGACUGGGAGUUCCCUUCCUUCACCCCGACUUUUUAGAGAAGGCGCGAAAGGUGGUGCGAGGGCUGGGAACAGUCAAGAGCGUCGACGACAUCCCGGCUUUGCUGAAUUGUCUUGCUGAUCAUCAGGGGCAGUUUCCCGUAGGAAUGGCAGACAGUGACGCCGCGAUGCUACUCAAGCAUUUCAGUGACAAUAUCAACCGCCACACCGUGCUCUCUGCGAGCCAAACCACGACAUUGAAGAAACUACCAAUAUUCCCUUCUGUCUCAGCUGCUCCCGACUCAGCCCGGCGUAUCACCCAAUGGGUGCCUGUCAACGAUAGCAAGAUCUACGGCGUUUCGAGCAAGGCCAUUCUCCCCAGCAUUCCUGGGAUCGCCUACCUCACUACGACCCACGUUCAAUCUGACAUGCUUCGACUACUCGAAGCAGCUUCCCUCAAAUCACUCUCUGAAGUGGAAGUCCUCCAACUCGCCCUCAAAGAACAGGCUCUUCCCCUUCAGUCUCCCGUCAUCCUCGAAGACUUGAUGAAGUAUCUCGUCGAGAUCGAGGAGAAGCUGCCGGAGAGUCUCCGCAAGCCUUUGAAGCGGGAGAAGUUCGUUCUUGCUGCCAACGGGAGGUUCGCUGCACCUGAAAAUCUCAUCGAUCCUUCCAACCCUCUCCGACCUCUGUACUCUCAAGACCGUUCUCGUAUCCCGGCUACAUCUACUCCCACCCAAAAGGGAAUCGUCGAGGCCGCCUCGGCUCUCAAGCUCCUCGACUAUCAGCUCUCGCCGGUCAAUGUCAAGGACCGGAUCGAAUGGAUAUCGUCCAAUUCGAGGGAUCGUGCCUUUUUUCAACAUUCUAUUGACCUCCUGAAGAUCCUCGACCGUGCCAAUUUCGACUACAGCACCCUAGGGGACACAAACGACGCUCGACAGAACUGGCUCCCAACCGUAUGUAACAAGCUGGUCUCGCCGUCUGAGUGCAGACCUGCCCCGGGGCAGAGCGACGAACUAGCCCUUUUCGACCGUGUCUUGAAGAGGUUGCACCCCAAAGCGGCGAUUUCCACUUCGUUCGCCAGGGCUGCAGGAUGGGACAAGCCCGUCCCCACACCCGUUAUUUUGCAGCAGAUCGGACUGGUGCUCAAAGAGACCCCUGAUCCUCAUUAUCGAGUGAUGGUCAUACUCAAGGAGCUGGGGAGAAGAUCUUUGAGGCAGAGCGAAAUUGAGCAGUUGAAGCGGACUCUGGAGGGAACACGAUGGGUCCCGACGAUGGGAUACCGGCUCGUUCAGCCAAACUGUGCUGUGUUCCAGCAAGCCAUUCCGGAGGCUGAGAUUGAGGAGGUGCAUCCCAUCUUGACACGAGAACAGGGCCCAUAUUCGCUUCUCAAACAGCUCGGUUGCACAGAUAGGCCUUCUUUCGACUCCGUUCUGGCGUUGCUUAAAAAUAUGUCCAUAAGGCCUCCAUCGGACGAUACGACAAGGAUAGCCAUGUCCCUCCUCAAGUUUGUCACGAGGAACUCGCCAUCUGAGGAGCAACUCUCUCAGCUUCUCAUCCCAGACGACAGGGAUACCCUUCGACCCAGGUCUGAGGUCAUUUUCAACGACAUCCCGCAUAUGGUGGACCUCGUCCCGUCAGACGAUUACCACAUGGCUUCUCCUUCAAUUGAUGAACCACUUGCCCAAGCCCUGAAGCUAGAACGACUUGGCCUCAAGUUCGGGGAUCUCCAACAGUCCACUGAAGAUAUGGGUGCAUCCCCUGUCACCCUAGUUCAAGAGACGAUCAAGCAGUACACGGAGAGGCAGUUCCUUUCCGAGUUUCUUGCGAACGCAGAGGAUGCUCAGGCAACGACAUUCUCGGUUGUACUCAGCGAGGAUCUCGCAGCGAUGACGACUGGGCGCCCGAGGUUGCUCUCCUCGGAUAUGGAGAAGUUCUACAAGUGCCCAUAUGUCUUUGUCUACAACGACAGCUUCUUCUCCGAGAAGGAUUUUCAGGGUAUACUUCGUAUUCACGUUGGAGGAAAGCGGGAGGAUUCGCAUAGUAUUGGGCAGUUCGGGUUGGGAGCGUUGACUAUGUUCCAUUUCUCAGAGUUAGUCGUCAUCCUUUCCGGUGAUCAGGCGCUGUUCCUCGACCCAUCGAAGCGGCACCUGCCUAUGGGCCGAGCAAGCUGGAGAAUCCCAUUGAAACAGCUCGCGCAGCGCUAUCCAGACAGUCUGCUCCCUCUCAAAGGUCUACCAUGGGAAAUCCAAGAUUCACGUAGAUUCCCUGGGACUCUUUUCAUGCUACCUCUUCGAGCAGGCUCGCACUGUAGCGAACAGGGGAUAUCUUCGAAAGUGUGGGAAGCGUCCGCAUUCAAGCAGCUCCUCCAAGAAUUUCGCAGCACCGCCGCCCAAAGCUUGCUGUUCAUCAAGCUGAGAAGAAUCGAAGCAUUCAGCUGUUUGUACAGUGGGAAAGCCAGUCCUCUUUGGAUCGUCUCGGCCUCCAGGACUGAUACCGCACGCGAUGACUCGAAUUUCAUAGUCACGAAUACGUCGAUUGAGGAGGAGGGGAUUGGGGGUCAGCUCACUCCCGCACGAUGGCUGGUCGUUUCAGCAACCAUAUCUCCGGACAACAUACCUGAAAACCUCUCCACGAACCUGAAGCGGGUCAAGCAUGUCCGCGUGGGUCUGGCUGCACCAUUUUCUCGCCGAGCUCAGCAGUGCCGAUUCUUCUCAACUCUCCCCCUCGCCAUCACCACGGAACUCCCCGUCCACGUCAAUGCAUCUUUUGCUCUAUCCUCUGACCGUAGAGGAAUUCGACACGACACGUACAACAGCGCUGAGACUGCCUUCAAUCAAUGGCUGCUUUCGGAGCCACUCGUUCAGGUGUACUUAGCAAUGCUUGAGGAGAUAGCCCGGACUCAAGACAAUGCUCAAUGGUGGCCCGCGGCUUUCAAACUUGACCGAAUCGAGCCCCCAGUUGGAGCGAGUCAGGGGGCGGACCUUACGAAAUCCCUGGUCGAGAGCUUCUAUCGUGUCCAUUUGCCCUCGACGGAGCGACAGGUCUGUUGGCCAUUCUUCAAGAAUAGCAACAACUUUGCAUCGAUGACACCUGGAAAUGCAUUGCUGUUUCCUCCAUUCCUCCCGCGGCCUGUCCUUACCUUCCUCUCCCGCUCUCAGCCGGCCAACGUGACAGAACUCCGCAUUCCUCAAAGCUAUCAAGAUGAAGCGAAGUUGAAGUCUAUCACGCCUGAACACGUGAAGGAUUGGGUGCUUGCACUCCCAGCUGCCGCCCAAACCAGCUAUAAAGAUGAAGAGUUCCAAGAGCUAUUGUCCCAUCUUGCGUCUUCCGAUGUCACCAACCUCAUCGGGUUGCCAUUGUUGCGACUUCAGAGUAAACAGUGGACUGUAUUUCGACAGCGCGACAACAUGCCCCCCAAAUACCUAUGGAGACCUGGACCCGUCGCUGCCAUUAAUCUCUUCCCCCCUUCAUCCUUCGUCGAUCACGACACCUUGGACCGCCUUCUGGAGCAAAAGAUUCUUGAUGGGGGUCUGAACAUUGCUCCGUUCGACGCAACUGGUCUCAAAGCGUUAACCCAAACGGAGCUGACUUCACUGCGGACGAAUGAACUCCCAUCCUGGAUCAAUAAAUUUUGGACAGCAUACCCGUCAUUCGAAACUCAGGGUAUCAGAGAAUCGAUUGAAGACCUUCCAUUGGUUCCAUCCACAGCAGGCGAAUACAUCUCCCUUUCGGACUGCAAGAGUGGUGGGGCUUUGAUCGCUGCCGAUGGGGAGUUGGCUGACGACGACGUGAUGCGACUCAUUCAAGAAUUUGAAAUUACCGUCGUUGCGAAGGAGCGCUGCCCACCGGCUUUGGCGAACAUUUUGAACAUGGAGGAGUAUUUGAAGUCGUCGGAGGGCAAUUUCAUCACUCGACUUCUGCGUUCUCUGAAAUCCGACAUUCAAGCAGUCAAGCAACGAAUCGAUUCUUGGCCUGACCAUGAACGGGAGACCCUAUCCCAUUGGUUUACCUCACAGGUCCAAAGUAGAAUCCCGGACGAGGUUAUCCGCACAGCAAGAGAACUUCCGAUAUGGCGAGGCCACAAACAGCAUCAAGUUGCUUGGAAGUCUGCUUCUGGCGUUCGACUCCUUCCAAUCGGUGUUGACUUCGAAGCACAGGCAUUUCUGAAUGUCUUUGUCGUCCGAGGCCUGCCCCCUACGUAUUUCAAUGUCCACAGACUUACGAUAAACGAACUGGAAACUGCGCUACGAUUCCCGCCGCGACUGGAAGCCCCUGACGAACCUGGGUACCGAAGCAUUCUCAACUUCCUUCUGGAUGGCAUCCAUAACACCUACGACGAACUGGAGAUACCCGACGGUACUCGUGCUUUCGUCCCCGCACGGUCCCUGUACACGCGAGAGAACCUCUUCCGACAAGCCUUUGGCGAUCGCCCGGAGAGGUUCCUCCUGGAAUCGCUCAGGAAUCCCUUCGAGCAGCUUCUGCGCGCCAAACGACUGAUUAUCAGAGAAGAGGACCUAAACAUGGACAUUUUCGUCACAUGCGCCAGAGCGCUCGAUGAGGAUGUGUUGGACAACAACCUUAAUCCCCAGGAGGUUGUCGAGCGAGCUCGGGUCGUCUUCCGCGCGUACUGCGAGCAGUUGCCACUUCGUAUUUCUUCGCAGGCGGUCCAACAAUGGAGACGGGUCGAGAACCUGCGAUUCAUUCCACGCAAUAUGGCGACUUCGAGGCAGUAUGCUGGAGGCACCUUGGAGAUCCCCGAGCGCGUUCGAAAUUUACCUAUGGUUGUGCCGCCUAAUGAUCUUAAGGCGAUUUUUGCUGAGCAACCGGAUAAUCGGGUUGUGUUGGCCAAUCCAAAAUUGGGAGAGCCUCCGGUUUCGGUCGUGAUUGAUCACCUUCGAGAGCUCAAGACGAUGCGCCAAGGUCCUGAUGUCCUGCGCUACCUCAAAUCAACGUACGCCUGGUUAGACAAGAACUUGGCCGACGCGCGGGAGGUGGUUGCUGCCCUGAAGGACGAGGCGCUGUUUCUCAAUGUCAAUGAUCCUGCUGUCGAUGCCUGGGAGUGGAUCUCUCCCAGUAGGAUGGCCUUUGAAAACCACGACGUUGCGAAUAUCCAACGAGUUCGGGGGUUCCUGCUCUCGUAUAAGGACCUUCUCAAGGAAGCUGGCGUCGCGGACGUCAAUUACCCUGAUUUCGAUCCCUCCGGGGCGCUGGGCGGCAAGGAGCAUGAGCUGCUCUUGCGGUCGAGGGCUUCCUAUGCUCGACAACGGGAGAAGAAGCAGCUCACGGAUGUGAUUUUGCGUUCGAAGGAGGAGGACCAUUUGGAGGACGGGGAAAGAAACAAAUUCUACGCCCAUCGCUCCUUUCUGGCAAGCUAUGGCGGAUACUUUGAAUCUAUGUUUACUGGGGAAUUCGCGGAGGGCCAGGAAGCCUCGCCUUCCAAUCCAGUUGAAGUACCUCUAGAUUAUUCUGUCUUUGCGAUCAAGACUGUUUUGGAUUUCCUCUAUGACGGUGAUUCUGCGAUCCGAGACGAAUCUGCCAAAUGGGAGGACCUGCUUCAAGUGAUGGAGUUGGCGAAUUACCUGGAUUUAUCUAAUUUGUUUGAGAACGUCCAGGUGGUGAUUAUUAGGAGAAAGUUGGUUGAUCCGUUGAAUCUUGACUAUGUGAAAGCGUUCGCGGAACGUGUGGGUGCGAAUCGAUUGAAGGAGUGGUGUGUCCAAUAUGAAGCGAAGAACAAAGACUAUGUCGACCGAAUUAAGGCGAGCAUUGAACAGCAAGGGGGUUGA